This is a messenger RNA of Dalotia coriaria, 2288 nucleotides long. RefSeq lists its product as uncharacterized. Lineage: Eukaryota; Metazoa; Arthropoda; Insecta; Coleoptera; Staphylinidae. Gene Ontology annotation, biological process: positive regulation of transcription by RNA polymerase III; snRNA transcription by RNA polymerase II; snRNA transcription by RNA polymerase III. The record is from RefSeq and is a predicted model, not a curated record. Gene Ontology annotation, cellular component: transcription elongation factor complex.
AUGAAUGAUUCAUUGUACAAAUUUGCAUUCACUGAGCGAAUGCACAAAUUAAAAGAUAUUUUAAAACUACCACAGUUCUAUACGCCAGCAGAUUCACUUCCAUGGAAUGAUUCAGAAACUGAUAUUGAUGUAGAAAUGAUACAUAUUGCAAACACACAUGAUCUGGGUGCAGUCAGUCAAUAUAUGCCUCCUUUACUUGAAGAACCAUGUAUUUUGGAUGCCAAACUCUUACCUACCUCAACAAAUAAUAAUUAUUACUCUAAAUUGCCAAUUAGCGAGGAUAAAAAUAUUGUCUUUUUACUCACUGGCGAAGCAGAUGUUGCAAUAUCACUGAGUGCAUUAAAAAGGAUAUUACACUAUACUGAUACUAAUCAGGUAUGGACAAUUCCACUUGUCAUAAAGAAUGUAACUCUAUCAAAUGGUAAUACAAAACAAUUAUUACUUUUUGAUAAACCACUUCUCAAACAAACAAUUUCCAAAGUGGAUCUUAAUUUGCGAUGUCAUAAGCUUCUCGUUCGAUCCAAUUUUUGUCCAGUGGAAGGCUUUCGCUAUGAUUGUACGGAUAAAUUAAUUGAUGAGGGAAUAGAGGAAUCUUCAGAUGACCGUAUUUUGCAUAAUGUUGCUUAUAAGCUGUGGGUUCUCAGAGAAAAGCAAGUUGAAAAUAGUCGUAUGUUCAAGCAUAGAUCAAGUAAAUCCUUCAAAGUUCUCGUACGCACCAAAAACGAUGCGUGCCGGCCAUGUGAAGGUGGAUUACAAGCGGUCACAAUUGUACCCAAGAUGGAAUAUCAAUUAAAGUAUGGUGCGAAUGUAUUUACAGAACAGGAGAUAAUGUCACAGUGGACAGAUCUAACCUUCCGUCCUGCCUCAGUUCUUCAGCGUGUUCGUACGCAUUAUUGCACUUCGGAAGUUGUCAAAAUCGAAGAAGCUAAUCUUGAACAGAUCAGCAAGGAAGCAGCACAUCAACAAAUCAAUCCUCGCCAGGCAUUGGUUGUGUUGUACAAGCUACUCUUGGGUAUGGCAUAUCACAAUGAAGGGAAAUAUUUAUUACGGCAUGAACCCAAACAUGGAAAAUUUGUAACAUUGCUGAAAGAAGCAACUGACAGUUUCGCUCCAAGCAUCUUUGAUUUGCACGAGGAGUAUUCUUCUCACGCUAAAAUUGUUGAUCCUUAUCUUAAGCCGUGGACUCCUAUUGAUACGAAUGUUAUUCUUCCGGCAUUUGAAAACCAUGGACACUUUCCUGGCCUGUUAAAGCCGUCGCCGUACAAAAAGAAAGUUUAUAGGAAACCUGACAACAAAGCCACAUGCAAAACAAGAUCUCAAAGCAAAAUGAACUCACGAAUAUUGCGCAGCCAAGAUAUUUGAUGUGUCUGAAUGAGUGUGAGUAAGACAACUUAGUAAAUUUACAAUUAUAACAAGUUACAAUUGAUACAACUCUAUUUAUUUCUAUCACAUUCAUAUAGUUUUGCACAUUUAUUUUGAAACUCACUCGAAAGUCUCAAUUGCGUCAUCAUUAACAACACUGUCCUGGUUCUUUCUAUUAUCAACAAUAUAUUGAAAACUUCUUAUGAUGACAUUGGGAAAAGGACUUUGAAUAUUGUCGCUGCAUUUUGCAAUUACUUCGCCGUAAUUAUCAACACAUUUGAUGGUUACAAUGAGAAUCCCUUUAUCAUCUUCAGAAGUCUGCUUUGUAAUUGAUAUGCUGUUGGCUUGCCCAGGGCAGAAGUUUCUAUCUAUGUUCCCAUCGCAACUUUGUGCUAAAUAAAAAUGCAUGUAUAAUCAAAGGGAUUAAAAUAUUACGUAUAAAAUAUUACUUACCCUGGGCGUGUAUUAUUAUAGAAAGCGCAAUUAGUAAAACCAAUUCGAUCUUCAUGUUUGUUAAAAGUGUUGUUAUGAUGUACGACUGUUCAGAAAGAGACUGAAUUACACUAUACUUCCUUACCACGAAUCAAUAUCACAGAAGUCAAUGCUGGGUUAUCACAAUAGUCGCAAAAUAUGUGAAAUUAAGUAUACUUAAGUAUACCGAACCGUAUUUGAUGCAUUUAAACACUAGUACUUGUAUUUGUAUUGCGCGUUAAAUAAUUGUUUCAGGGAAAUCCGAUUAAGCAAUAUAUUAACGUCAGCGAUAUUAAGAGUGCUAGACAAAAUAUGGUUUUUGUAAUUGUUUGAUGUUUUUAAUAUUGUCAGCUAAACAAUUGUAAUAAAAGUAUGCGGAGAUAUCAUAUGUUUGUAUUUUAUCGAAAUGUAAUCUCAAAUAGAGUCAUUUCUAUUAAAUAUUAUUUUACUAAUAA